CAACUGCACAGCUUCCUGUCAGUGUGGGUCACUCGACGGAGCAGCGUGUCCUUCACCAGAGAGCAGGGCUGAGGCUAGUGGGCAGCCUGAAUGCGGGAUCAUGUCCGUGGUUCCUCUCCUGCUGCUCUGUCUUGGGUUGUGUCUGAGCCAGAGCACUUGGGCACAGACGGGUGAGUGUCUCUAUGAUACUCCUGAGGACCCAGCAGCGUUUAAGCCAGGAAACCUCCCCCCGCCUUGUAUCACAGCUCUGCCUGGAUCCAUAGUUCCACCUAGGAGUGCUGUGACCCUCCAGUGUCAAGGACCUAAACAAGCUGAGGGGUACAGAAUAUCAAAAGUGGGAAGUCCUGAGCCCAUGGACAAAGAGAAACAGAUCACACCCAGGAAGACCAACACUUUGAAUUUCACAGAGAUGACAACAGACAAGACAGGGCUGUACCACUGCUCCUAUCAGAGAGGAGGCCGCUGGUCCCAGUUCAGUGACCCCCUGCAGCUGGUGAAGACCGGAGCUUAUGAGAAGCCCUCCCUCUCCAGUGUGGCUGGCACAGCGGUGGUUCCAGGGGAGAAUGUGAAGUUGCAGUGUUUCUCCAAAAUGAACUAUGAUGUAUUUAUCCUCACCAAAGAAGAUGGAGAUCACAUCACCCAGAACCAAAGCUCCACCCCCCAGCACGGAGGACACCAGACCAUCUUCCUCUUGAAUCCAGUCUCCUCCACACAGGCGGGGACCUACAGAUGCUACGGUGCCUUCCUCGACGACCCCUAUGUGUGGUCUCAGCCCAGUGACCCACUGCAGCUUCAGGUCGAAGGAACCACUGACUCUCCCAGCAACACACAACCCAGACGUGCAACUGGCGGGCCGCUGUGUGGAUGUCAGUCCAGCAAGGCAAGUGGAGAGUCCCGUCCCGGAGCUCGUCUCAGUUUCCCGGCAAGGAGAGGCGCCCACCCAGCUGUGGCUGAUCUUCCCUCCCGGGUUUCAACACCAGAAUUGAGGCAAGUGCAGAAAAAGAGAGAGGGAGCCGGGCAGUCAGGCAAGAAAAGGAAAUUUAUUAGAGGGAAAAGAGGGGUGACUGGCUCCUAAGGAGAACCAGCAUUCUCCGUUUCUGAUGGAGUCCUUCUUAGACCCCACCAAUGAAAACUUCUCUGAAGGGAUGGUCAUGUAGCCAGAGGUCUGGAAUCUGUGGUCUCACAGCUUUGAGAAGAUAGGUGCCAGUGAGAUAACAUCAUCCUUAUUCUAUAAGGAUACAAAUUUCCAUUUCUGAGCAGCUUCUCAUUUGCAUCUUUAUUGGGUUUGUUACGAUGUUGCUUCUGAUUUAUGGGGUUUUUUUUGGGGGGGGGGGUUGGCCACGAGGCUUGUGGGAUCCUAGCUCCUCAAUCAGGGAUGGGACCCACAUCCCCUGCGUUGGAAGGCAAAGUCUUCACCACUGGGCCUCCAAAGAAGUCCCUCCAAGUGCUUUGUUAUCUAUGACUUCAUGGAGCAAGCAAACGAGGUGGUCAAAGCUCAUUCCUCUUUUCUAAGAAAACGGGUCAACAAUUCUGAGCUUGGGGAUUGUGGUGGGGUCUGAGGAAAUACUCAGAAACCGUGGUGUGUGCGAAGGUUCUUUACACAGCGUGCCUGCUCCAGCACCGUGUCCCCU
This is a messenger RNA of Cervus elaphus (red deer), 1631 nucleotides long. Its product is annotated as leukocyte immunoglobulin-like receptor subfamily A member 5. The transcript is spliced from 6 exons. Gene Ontology annotation, molecular function: inhibitory MHC class I receptor activity. The record is from RefSeq and is a predicted model, not a curated record. NCBI's taxonomy places the organism in Eukaryota, Metazoa, Chordata, Mammalia, Artiodactyla, Cervidae. Gene Ontology annotation, biological process: cytokine-mediated signaling pathway. Bases 101 to 1075 code for a protein of 324 amino acids.